GCGGAAGUGGUUCCGCGGCUGCGCCGCGCAUGUCAGGCGAGAGGGUGGCGCGAGGAGGAGGAGGGCCUCGGCCAAUCCCGCCCCGUCUCGCGGUUCUUCUGGGCGCCGGCGAAGCCUGACGAGAGGAGGGCCUGCGGGGUUUUGCCGGCCGGCGAGCCGGUUGGUGUGUGUGUGUGUGUGUGUUUCUGUCGGGACCCCCCCGGUGGGGCCAUGGCGGAAGGAGGCCCGAGACCUCGAGGCGCGGGGACGGAGAGGUCGUCGGAGAUGGAGGCAGAGACGCUGAAGGAGGCAGAGGCUGCCUUGGAGCGCCAGCACUUGCUCGCAGGAAAAGCACAUAAAGAAGGUGGAUCUGCGCGAAUGUCACUCCUCAUAUUAGUGUCCAUUUUCUUAACAGCUGCCUCUGUUAUGUUUCUGGUAUAUAAGAAUUUCCCACAACUUAGUGAAGAGGAGAGAGAAUGUAUAAAAGUUCCCAGAGACAUGGAUGAUGCUAAAGCCUUGGGGAAAGUUCUCUCUAAAUACAAGGAUACCUUCUAUGUACAAGUAUUAGUGGCUUAUUUUGCCACAUAUAUUUUCUUGCAAACAUUUGCUAUACCUGGUUCUAUAUUUCUGAGUAUACUUUCAGGAUUUCUCUACCCCUUUCCACUAGCUCUAUUUCUUGUUUGUUUGUGCUCUGGACUUGGGGCCUCUUUCUGUUAUAUGCUGUCCUAUUUAGUUGGAAGACCGGUUGUGUAUCGAUAUUUAACAGAGAAAGCAGUGAAAUGGUCAAAACAGGUUGAACGACACAGAGAGCACCUCAUAAACUACAUAAUAUUUUUGAGAAUAACUCCCUUCCUUCCUAAUUGGUUCAUCAAUAUAACCUCUCCAGUAAUAAAUGUUCCACUGAAAGUAUUUUUCAUUGGUACCUUUCUCGGUGUUGCACCACCAUCUUUUGUAGCAAUUAAAGCUGGAACAACACUUUACCAGCUUACAACAGCAGGUGAAGCGGUCUCCUGGAACUCUGUUUUUAUUCUCAUGAUUCUAGCUAUUCUCUCAAUUCUGCCAGCUCUUUUCCAGAAGAAACUCAAACAAAAGUUUGAAUAACAGUCAUCCUAGAUCUUCAUUCCCAUAUUUCAUCUCAGGAUCAGCACUAUUUCUAUGAUCACUUUUCUAUUGGAUCUUUUAAUCAUUUGAAAGGAGAAACUUGCAAAGGAUAACAUUGUUUCAAGACUUAUUUACUUAUGCAUCACAAAGGCAAAAUUAGUACAACUGGAAGAUGAACCAUGUUUUUUUUAAAUAGAAGCAUUAUCAUUUUUAAAUAACGUGUAAUAUUUAAUUUGCACCAUAUUUGUUUGCAGUUGCUUACAUGAACAGUUCAUUCCUGUUUGCUGCUUUUUUUUAACUGUCAUUCAUAAUUCCUAAAGAAUAAUGGACUGUGUAACAGAUUCUAUAGCCCAGUGAAGUAGUGGACUGCUUGGUUUCUUUAUUGAUGCACUCCUUGUUGGAAAGCAGGAACAAAUGCUUUUACUACUGCUUAAUAAUCUCUGGGUUUCCUUUUGCUUUGUGUCAGCUGUGGAACAGCUGAAAAGACAUUGAGUGACUUUCCAGAUUUCCAGUGUCAUGUUAUUUGUGCUGAAGGUGGGAGUUAAUGCCAUUUUAUUAUAUCUCAUGAGGUGUUCCAGUUUCAGAUUUGAUUAUUUUGCCACUAUUUGAGGUUUAUGGCAGCUAUUUUCAAAUUUUCUAAUAUAUUUAAAUAAACAGUAAAAGUUUCGCUGUCAAAUGGCAUGUGUCAUCAAACUAUCAAUCAACCAAUCUUUAUUUUGCGAUCUCCAACCCAUUAAGUGUCAUCAAACUAUAUCCUUAAGGUCAUACUGAAAUGUGGAAGGAUGGGAAUCAUGAAAAAAACAAAACCUU
Messenger RNA from Pogona vitticeps (central bearded dragon), 1890 nucleotides. RefSeq names its product transmembrane protein 41B (gene TMEM41B). Gene Ontology annotation, cellular component: endoplasmic reticulum membrane. The record is from RefSeq and is a predicted model, not a curated record. Lineage: Eukaryota; Metazoa; Chordata; Lepidosauria; Squamata; Agamidae. Gene Ontology annotation, biological process: autophagosome assembly.